AAAGAAGCACCAAACCAAAGGAAGUGGAUAACAAAACAGUGAUUGAAAAAACAAAUAAAAAAAUCUGAUCUGCUUCUUUUCUGAGCGUACUGGGAGUUGCGACUGCGAGCGAGCGAGGAAGCAAAGAAAAAAUGGCGUCAUCGCGUCCCCCUCCGUCGAAAUCAGUGGAUCUGGACCUGACGAUCGUGUCGGCGAAGCACCUGAAGAACGUGAACUGGAAGAACGGCGAUCUGAAGGCAUACGUGGUGUUCUGGGUGGACCCUGAGCGGCGGCUGGCGACGAAAUCCGACGAGUCCGGGUCCACCUCCCCCGUCUGGAACGAGCGCUUCGCCCUCCCUCUCCCUCUCCCUCUCCCCCUCCACGACUCCUCCCUCACCCUCGAGAUAUUCCACUCCAAACCCUCCGACACCCCGAAACCCCUGGUGGCCACCCUCCGCCUCCCCCUCAAAGACCUCCACGACCUCCACGACUCCUCCCGCCUCCGCAAGUUCCCCCUCUCCCGCCCCUCCGGCCGUCCCCACGGCAAGAUCCACCUCAAACUCGGCCUCCUCCCCCGCCCCCAAUCCCUCGAUUACCCAAACCCUAACCCUAACACUAACCCUAACUUCCUCUGCUACCGAGGCUACUCCCCGCCCCCCCCUCCUUACUCUUCCUACACUUCUUACCCUGACUCCUAUGCUGGAUACUACCCCGGUUAUUAUUCUGGCGCCCCCCCCCCCCCCCCCCCCCCCCCCAGGCCCUUCUUUGACCGCUACGCUGGGCCCACUGGGCCUUCCGCCCCUCUCGACUAUUCCUCCGCCUACGACCCCAAGCCCAAGGGGGCUCCCAAAUUGGGCCUCGGUACUGGCCUCGCUGUUGGCGCUGUUGCUGGAGCCCUCGGCGGCCUCGCUCUCGAAGAGGGACUCAAAUACGAAGAGGACAGAAUCGCCGAGAGGGUCGAGAACGACGUCGCCCGCGACGAUUUCAGCGAUUACCGAGUAGAUUACUGAGUUUGAGGUUUGCAACUCUAAGGCUGUUUCGAUUCACUCUAAUGGUAUAUAGCUAUUUAUAUAUGUAUAUGUAUGUAGAUUACUGAAGUUGGUAUUGGAUUGAUGAAUGUAUCACCGCUGUAGUUUUUAUGUUUUGUUUCCUGCUUCUCAUGAUUUGCUACUGCUCUUUAAAUGAAAUAAAGUUGGUUUCACUUUAAGAUUGCAGCACUUGAGACGGGUUUUAAUUUUUAUGAUUGUGAUUUGUGAAGCUCGGUUUUCUUUUGGUUUUGAUUCAGAUUUGAAGCCUAGUUGUGUGAUUCUUGCUCUUUUAGUGCUAUGUGUAAUGGAUGAAUAGGGUUUAAAAGUA
This is a messenger RNA of Cajanus cajan (pigeon pea), 1335 nucleotides long. Its product is annotated as Calcium-dependent lipid-binding (CaLB domain) family protein. Lineage: Eukaryota; Viridiplantae; Streptophyta; Magnoliopsida; Fabales; Fabaceae. Gene Ontology annotation, biological process: defense response. The record is from RefSeq and is a predicted model, not a curated record.